AGGAAGUAGAGACGGAGACACGCCCACAGCCAGUCAGUCGGAGUUGUUAUUCUUCAGCAGGACUGUCUGGUUCGCAGGUUUUCUGUAAAAAUGUUGAAGGCUGUUAUUCUGAUCGGCGGCCCUCAGAAAGGUGAGAAACAAGUUCUUCAUAUGUGUCGUUUUCAGUAUCAGCUGUGUCUUUGUUAACCCGGAUCGGGAUCAUGUAAACCGGUUUAGCUGAGAGUAAAGUUGACGUGGCAUAAAAGAAAAGAAGCAGAGAGUCCAGCACAGCAAGAGAAGAGAGAAAAACACUUUUAUUAACCAACAAACACAGACCGGUGUGUGAAAACUGAGAGUGUAGAGGUGUAGAUGGACCCUGUAGACUCUCUGCGGUCCUUCAGUCUCCUCAUGUUCAUGUAACCUGCUCACUUUUUAACUCCGUCUUUCUACAGACUCGAAAUAAACUCAUUUGGGUCAUUCAGCAAUCAUUCAUUUAAUUAUGAUAACAACAAAUUAAAUCAUUUAAAAAUAUAACAUGACCAUGUCUUCUCCCUUAAUAUAACAUCAAAUUAAAGUCAAUUAAAUAUCAUUUUCUAUAAUAUAAAUGACUGAUGAUAUUUAUUUACUUCACAGGCACAAGGUUCAGACCGCUGUCAUUUGAAGUCCCCAAACCCUUGUUUCCAGUGGCUGGUGUUCCCAUGCUGCAGCAUCAUAUUGAGGCGUGUGCUAAGGUGGGAUUUUGAGCCAUCACAGCAAAGUUACACAGAAAACGACAGAAAAGGCUUAUUUCAGCAGAUGGUUAAGUCGUGUAAAGCCUACUUAGUCAAGUCCAGUAGAAAAGAGCUUUUUGUCUCUGUUGCUGAUUUUAGGGGAUUUUGAUUCUCUGCUUGUUCUGUGUGAUUCAGAAAAUACAACAAACAGUAAAAUAAAAACUGUUUUUAUGUUUAUCCAGGUACCAAAUAUGAAAGAGAUUUUGCUCAUCGGCUUUUAUCAGCCGAAUGAAGAGCUGACAAGAUUCCUGUUGAACGCCCAGCAGGAGUUCAAAAUUUCCAUCAGGUAAAAACUGGACGAGCGUCACCCACCUGCUAACAAACCAGCGGAGACACUUCCAAUCACUAAAAUCAAACUUUAAAGCAACAAUGUGCAGUUUUAUAAGAAUUAAAAAGUGAUGGGACCGCGGUGUUAGAGUGUACUGCUUUAGUGUCAAAGAACACCUCACAUGUGUACAUAAUAUACAUGUAUAUUUACACUUGUAUAUGUUCAAUGACUGCUGGUACUCUGAGCUUUUUCCUUUUCAUCACAGGUACUUGCAGGAGUACGCAGCCCUGGGUACUGGAGGGGGCAUCUAUCACUUCAGAGAUCAGAUUGUUUCCGGCAGUCCAGAAGCUUUCUUCGUUCUGAACGCUGAUGUUUGCUCAGCGUUUCCUCUCACAGAGAUGCUCAGCUUCCAGAAGGAACAUGGAGAACCGAACAGUUUCGUCAUUCUUGGGACCACUGUGAGAUUUCAUCACUGAUGUUUGACAUGUUUUUUUUUAGACGUUGUGAACUCUAUCUUUACUCUUCUUCUCUUUCCAGUCAAACAGAAAGCAGUCCAUGAAUUACGGCUGUAUAGUUGAAAAUGAAGAAACAAACGAGGUAUCGAACUCUUCCUGUUUUACAUCCCUGAUUCCAUCUUUUCACUCUUGUAUUUUAACAUUUCUGACUCUCACGGAUCUUCUCCUCUCUUUUCUGAUCCAGGUCUUACAUUAUGUUGAAAAGCCGAGCACAUUCGUGAGCGACAUCAUCAACUGUGGUAUCUACCUCUUUAACCCCGACAUCUUCCAGCACAUCGGCGCCAUCUUUCAAAAGAACCAGCAGGACAUGUUAUUGUGAGUUGAAACCGUCCCACCCAGAGGAUCUGUUUGUGACUGCAUGUGACGACCAUCUUUUCAUUUGUUCGGCUCUCUUCAUUUGUCUCUUUUCCCUUCCCUGAUCCUUUCUUCCAUGAUUUCUUUUUCCUUCACACAAACAUCAGAUAUCCAUAUGAUGGGUAAGUGGGUAGGCUGCAUGGUGUAGUUUUAGCUCACAUAGUCAGUGCUGUGAGCUGUAUCCACCUUAUUCCUGAGGGCGCUCCUGUAUUUAUGAUUAUGGGUGAAACGUCGGUGGUAUAACGGAAAUAUAAUGACGUUUGUUUCUCACAGAGACUUUUCUCAGUGACUGAACAUCGCUAGUGGUUUGUUUCGAAUCAAAAAUCCCUCACACUGCUAUGUUUUCUUAGAGUAUCCUGGAUUUUUAUUGAUCAUUACAUAUUUGGAAACGUCUUUCUGUGGUUCUGGUACAUGUUACUCAGUCCACAGUUGUACAAACAACAAGACAAAGUUAGAUUUAUAGUCUGAGGAGCAGUGCAGUGCUACCAUGAUGCCAACUGACGUCGAAACCAAAAGAUUGUGGCUGAAAAACCUAAAGAGUUCACCAAAGACUGUGUAUGUCUGUUCAUUUAAUUUUGAUCAGAAAGUUGUCUGUUAUAAAUAAACAGUCACAGUGAUUACAGUUUUGUUAAGUAAAAAGCAGGAAAAUCCACCUAGAUACUAAAACACCUCCCUCAGUAUUUCAGCUGCAUGACUGCAGGAUCACCCUGGAGCUGAUGCAGUACAUGCACAGCUGUGUGUGUUUCACCUGGAGCUGAAACUCAAACCCUGGUCUGGUGAUGUGGGACACUGAGGCUCUGACUCGGCUCUACAUCUGCUUUUCAGUUUAUAAGAUCAUGUCCAACCUUUAAAAACAAAAUUCAACGCUAUUUAGGAACUGAUAAACCUCGGCCUCCCUGUCUGCAGCAACAGAGCCGACAAAGUAGGCUAAUAUGCUAAAAUAUGUUAUUUGAGGCCAUUUCUUUAUAUGGUCCUCCAACCCCUCGAUAACAUUGUCCCUUUCGAGGCGUGACAGAUGACGUUCCAACAUUUUUUUAUCCUCAAUCACUCUAAAAACCACAAUUAGCGAACAGUUACUAUGAAUAAAUACAGGCUUCGCGUCCAGUAAUAGAGGCACCAGAAAAUGUAGUUCAUUCAGGCAUCACUGGGGCUGGGAUUAAGGUGGAUAGAGAUCAUCUACUGUAUGUCAAGUUUGAGUUUGCAUAGGUUGUUUUGUAACUGUUGCUUGCACCCUCUCUCCCUAAAGUUAUACUCUGCCCAUUCUGGAAAUGGUUUUAAUUACAGAUUAAUUGGCACAGUCGGGUUACAUUCAGACAAUGUCUUUUGCUCUAUCAGAGAAGUUUACAUGAGUAAUUACAAUUACAAUAAUAAUCCAUCAUGUGUGAAGAUAAAUGUUAGUAUCUGACCUGUUUCUGUCUAAAGGUAACAGAGAUAAAUCGAACAGAAAUGAGUCAAAUCUCUUUUUUCAGGACCAAGAGUAAAAUUUAUAAAAUCAGAUAUGUUUUAAAAAAAGAAAAUAUUUUGUAUAAUAGAGAGAUUUGAAGGCGGAGUUUUAAUUUCACUUCAUAAACAGGUAUUUCCAAACAUGUUGAACUGCUCAGGUUUCUGAAGUUUAAAGUUAAAUUAUUCUGUUUGUAGUUCAGAUUAUCGUUUAUCUAAAGGGCUAAAAAAUCCCACAUCAUGUCUGAGUGCAGAGACGUCCACCCAUUUCAAGAGUGUCCUGCAUGCUGCCUUUUGCAAGAUCUCUUUAUCUUCUCAGUGCAAGAACUUCACCAACGUCAUUGUGUCCACCUGUCCUUUCCUUCCUGUCGUCUUCGUUGUUUCUUUAGACUUUUUUUGAGACGACUUCAUUUUAAUUUUUGGCCAUUUCAGCGAAGUCUGAGGCUGAUUUUCUGUCCUUAUACUGCUGACUUGUUGUGAAUCGAAUGAAUACUGUGUCCACAAAAGUUUAACGUUCAUGCCCCUAGUUUGCAUAUACAGCCCUUUACUGUGGACAUGUACAUAGAUGUUAAAUUUUGUUAUGAACUUUGUUGUGAUUUUUAAACUCAGUUUGGUUUAUUCUGAACUUUCUGUUGUGUUCAUAAUCUCUUCAUCCAAUAACUGAAGACUCGUCCAGAGUGGAUUGUGUGUGUGUGUGUGAACUUAUGUGCUUAUCUUUGUGUUUGUGUUGCUGCCAAACCUCGUCUCUCGGGGAUGAAUGACAGAUUAUUUUAUCUAAACUCUUACCUCACCAUGUUCUAUGUUUUUUUUAAUCUAACCCUAAUCUCAUUUUAAUUCAGUCCUCAGUGACAUAAACUGACGAGCUGUUUCUUGCAGAGAGGAGCCGACCAAUGGAUGGCACAGAGCAGAGGCCAUCAGGCUGGAGCAGGACAUUUUCACCGCCCUCGCAGGACAGGGCAAACUCUUCGUGUAUAAGACCCUCGGCUUCUGGAGCCAGAUUAAAUCUGCAGGGUGAGUGUCAGAAACGCCGUCAGCGGAGGACGAAUCGAGCUUUUCAGCACCGACAAACCCAGAAACUGUAAAUGUGAAGACUGAGAAGAAACGUGGACUUCUUACUUCAUCUGUGAACUGUUUUACAAACCAUGUUUUUAUUCAGAUGGUCCAAACUUUGAUUUAUACUCAGGAAAUCUUCAGUGACUCUUUAAUGUUUAUGUUGUGAUCUGAACCUUAAAUAUGAGUUCCUUUCAGUGAUGAAACUCUCAGCCUGUGUCAUAAUGUUCAGUGGAUGUUAGUACAUGUCUGUAAACCAGGAGUGUAAAUCACAGCUGUGCUUUAAUCCCCAUUUUGUUCCUUUUUUCCUCAGUUCUGCCAUCUAUGCCAGUCGAUUGUACCUCAACCAGUACCACAUAUCUCACCCUGAGAGACUGGCCUCAAAUGAGGAGGGAGGGCCGAAAAUAAGUGGUGAAACGGAUUUAUUAAUCUGCUUCAUGAUUGUUCAUGUAUUCUGUAUCUUGUACUGGAGACACACUAACACUUUCUUCCUCUCUAGGAAAUGUUUAUGUCCAUCCUACAGCCCAAAUCGACCCCACCGCCACGGUAGGAACUUGAACUCCCACAGAGCUGUGUGUUAUUUAUCUGAGAGACGAGAACAACUCAUGUGUGUUUUUUUUAAAUCUUCUGACACCAGCUGGGUCCCAAUGUCUCCAUCGGCACUGGAGUAACUAUCGGUGCAGGAGUCAGAGUCCGAGAGUCCAUCAUACUUCACGGUGCGACUCUACAGGUGAGCUCUUAUUGAUCAGCUUCUACCACAAAAACAGGGAAACUCUGACGCCUUAGUUCACGGUGGAGAAGACGAGCUUUCACUGCUUCAAAACGGGUUCAAAGACAGUUUUUCCUCCUGCCUGGUUCACUGCUUUGACAUGUUACCAUGUAAAAAUCACAUCAUUUUAAAUGGGAAAUGUUUUUGUUGUUGUUUUCAGUUCUUUAUAACCCCUCCAAGUACUUUUACCUCAAAUAAAUCUGUACUGAUUCAGAGCAGGGGAUGCCAUCGUAGGUUACCAUCAGUACCAAUCCCAUUCAUUUGCAUUCACACACUUGUGAAAGGCUCCGCCUCAGCAGUUUCCAGUUCAGCAUUUUACCCAAGGACACUUGGCCUUGUUGAUCAUGGGAGCUGGGAUUAAACUGCCAACAUUCAGCCUGAGAGAGACGACCAACUCCAGCACAAAACCUCCGCUGCAUUCAGAAUCAAACUCUGAACUCUCUUUAUCUUUGGCUGAGUUUGAGCAGGUUCGGCUGACUGACUCACACUGAAUAUAAACACCGUCUCGUCACGCCAAGAGAGACUGUUUAGGAACGGAUGCCAAUUUAUUUAGACUCUUGAUUAAAAAACACUAAAAAUCACUUUAUAUUUUUACUGAGUCCUAAACUGUGGUGUUAUGAGUGACCGACCUGCAUGUUCUUGCUCAGUGUCAACAUAACAAACUCCUUUUUAUGGUACAUGAGCCUGUACAGUCGAUAAUCUUCUUGAAGUGACGUCCACUGAGACAUGAAGUUAUCGGACAAACUUUGUCUCUGAAGACGCUCUCUGUGUUCCUGUUUCUCCUGCAGGAUCACUGCUGUGUUUUGAACAGCAUUGUUGGAUGGGACAGCACCAUUGGUAAGUGGGCGAGAGUCGAGGGAACCCCGAGUGACCCAAACCCCAAUGACCCCUACGCCAAGAUCGACAGUGAGACCCUCUUCAGGGAGGGAAAACUCACACCCUCCAUUACCAUCCUGGGUAAGCACGACUCCGGAUCCUCCUCUGAUGAAUUUAAAGACACUUAAUCUGGGCAAUAACAAAAUCUGAACAGUUUUGUUCCCCAAAACAAAAAUUAUUCAGACUUUAGCUGUUUAGAAAAGUGAUUUGAUAUCUAAGUUUUCUAUUAAAUAUGUGCAGCAGGAGACAAUAGUGAAGGACGUGUGAAUAACUGUGUUAAAUAUUGUUUUUGUUUUUGACAGAGAUCAUCUGUCUGAACAUUUCAACAGGCUCUUUCUUAUAUUGUUGUUAAUUUUCCAGUUUGUUCAUUAACUUUAUUACAAAAAAAGUGGAACUACUAGGGAUGCAACGGUACAUGUUACUCACAGUACGCUCAGUUUUUGGACCACAGUUUUGGGUCAGUUUCAGGAAAGAGCGAAGUGUUUCGUUUUCAUGUUGUUUGACCGUCCUGUGUUCAGGAAACGUUAUAUUAAGAUGCGUAUGUUGGAGAUGUUUGCUCAUGUUGCUCCUGUUUCCUUUUUAAGUAAGUCACACGUAUCAAGCAUCGUUUGCAGACAGUAAAAUUUCUGUCAACAGUUUUCACUCCCUCGUCUUUAUAUUUAACGGUGACACUGAAGUUAACCCACAGCGGAGAUUUGAAGGAGGCCGGUGCUUCUUAAAAAAAUUGUCUCUCAACUCCUCCACCUCCACCAAAAUAAGCAACGAUUUCAAUGUAUUUCAAGUGGGUAAGGCUGGGUUAAUAGGAGCAUGUUUCAAGUCUCCUCUGGGUUUAGGAGCAGAACUCGCCCAAAACAACGACUGCAGUUUUGGAAGAAGCCAAAAAUAAAUGCAACUUACAAAUAUCUUCAAGUGACUUUUCAAAAUGAGAAUAGAAUAGAAUAGAAUAGAAUAGAAUAGAAUAGAAUAUUCCUUUAUUGAUAUAAAGGAAGUAGCAAACAUGAUGUUUAUGGCUGCACUGAGAGCAGCUGAUUGCUGAUUGGAGGCACAGAUGUGAUUGGAGAGGGCUUCACACCUGCCUGGACAGACACACAAACACACUGAUGGAUGUCUGUUAAAGCAUCCGUUCAAAACCAAAAACCCGUGGUCCAUUAGGGUGUACUGUCCCAUGCAGAGCGGACCGAACGGUUCAGUUUUUCUCCACGUACCAUUGCAUCCCUAGUUAAAUAAAGACAUCAGAUACUGCACACCGAGAGCGAGUUACAAAUGAAGUAUUUCGUGUUCUGUCCUCUGUACCUGAAUAUUCUGCACAGACUGAAUACGGCGUGUUUUUUUUCCUCCCAGGCUGUAACGUGACCAUCCCUUCUGAAGUGAUCAUACUCAACUCAAUUGUCCUCCCACACAAAGACCUCAACCGCAGCUUCAAGAACCAAAUCAUCCUGUAGUUAACCACCCUCAGCCUAAUUGGUCACCAACGAAGGAUUAAUACGAACAUUACCUCUGAGUAAGUGUGUGUAAGACGACGGAUGACUGACUUUUAUCUGGGAGUCUUUUGUGCAUCACUUGGUGCAUAAUGAGGGGACUGUUCGCACAUUUACAGGCUGCUGCUACGUGAGAACAACAAACUUUUAAUUCUGCUCUGCCCAUGUGUGAAGAAUUUGCUAAGACAUCAUUAUCGUCCUUUUUUCAAUGUGAAAUGAUGGAAAUAAAAAGAUCAAACAUUUUGUAGAACAAGCUCCACUUUCAAAGAGCAUCUUUGAAAAACUAGGAGAACUAUAGAAUUUAAUUAUUAGAGAUUAAAAGAUGGUGAAUGACGGUUGAUUUUCAGAGGUAAUAUCACAGUAAAAUAACGAUCGUAACAGAGGGCAUUGAGACUCAACAGGUGCAGAAGCAGGUAGUCGUGGUAGUUUGAUCUAUGCAGAGCACCAGAAUAUUAACAUGAACUCUUUUAACCCUUUGUUGGUCAGUGAGUUCAGUACAGCAGAUAUUCACCAACAACAUCAGACCCUCUGUGAUAAGAUCGAGUGGUGGAAAUGAUCUGACCUGACCGUACAGUUUUCUCAUGUGUUUUUAAAAGGAGACUUGAACGUGUUUCAGUCGUCAGAAUUCUGGAGUGAGUUUAUCAGAAAUGAAAGAUUUUGGUUUCUAACUUCUUUGUUAUAGUUUAGACAAAAUUCAGUAUCUGAAACAUCGGCUCUCCUGCGCUGACUCUCUCUGUCUCUGAUGUGUGUUGUUUUCUGCCUGAGUAUUUUGGAACUAUGGAGGAAGAACCUGCCGUGGUCCUUCAUAUAAAACAGUGACCCACGAAGCAUUAGUUACUGAAGUUUGACUGUGAAUCUGCACUGAUGACUGUGUGAAAUAAAACAGAUCUGACAGAGUAAUGGCCUCAUACAUACUGUGAACUGCUGCUUUAUAAAUAAAGAUUGAUUGGUAUCAUAUUUUAAACUUGACUUAUAAACAAGUUUACUGUAAGAAUGAAAAACUACGUGCUCGCUGCAGGGCGGAGGAAGAGCCGUUUUUAUUGAGAUUAUCCAGCACUCACAUGUUUCUGCUUAAGUCCGGGUGAUAUUGUGGUUCUUGAAAAAAACUUUCAUAAAAGUCUUUAUUGUGUCGGAGUGAUUACACUUGAUGCUCUAACAGUUCUUCUUUUUAAUGUGGCAUUAGUUCUGGCUAUUGAAACAAAAAGCUUUAAAGCUCAAUGAUGUUUCAUUAAACCCCAAUUUUGAAGUUU
Xyrichtys novacula (pearly razorfish) is the source of this 8749-nucleotide messenger RNA. Lineage: Eukaryota; Metazoa; Chordata; Actinopteri; Labriformes; Labridae. The record is from the annotation of a GenBank genome assembly.